UUUUUAUUGUUCCCAUUAAUAAUAUUGUGUCAAAUACAGAAUACCUUGUAAAAAAUGACCUAUUGUUUAAAGAGAUUUCAGUUUAAAACUUUAGGAAAUUGGUACUAGACUUUUAUAUUGGUCAACAGCAAAAUGAACAUUAUUACUCAGCCACCAACACAUGCAGUUUGCCUAUACCAGGGAUCCUGUCAAAAUAUACACCAUUUAUAACUUCUUAAGAGCAGUUAUCAUAGAGCACAGUCCCUGACAUCACACAGCUGCAGAGAUGAAUAAACAAAGAGGAACCUACUCCGAAGUGAGUCUGGCCCAGGACCCAGGGAGGCAGCAAAGGAAACUUAAGGGCAAUAAAAGCUCCAUUUCAGGAACCGAACAGAAAAUAUUCCAAGUAGAAUUAAACCUUCAAAAUGCUUCUUCAGAUCAUCAAGGGAAUGACAAGACAUAUCACUGCAAAGGUUUACUGCCACCUCCAGAGAAGCUCACUGCUGAGGUCCUGGGAAUCAUUUGCAUUGUCCUGAUGGCCACUGUGUUAAAAACAAUAGUUCUUAUUCCUUGUAUUGGAGUACUGGAGCAGAACAAUUUUUCCGUGAAUACAAGAAUCCAGAAAGCAUAUGAUUGUGGCCAUUGUCCUGAGGAGUAGAUUACAUAUUCCAACAGUUGUUAUUACAUUGGUAAGGAAAAAAGAACUUGGGAAGAGAGUUUGCUGACCUGUGCUUCAAAGAACUCUAGUCUGCUUUCUAUAGAUAACGAAGAAGAAAUGCAACUUCUGGGCUCCCUGUCAGUUCUCUCAUGGGUUGGUGUCUCAGCAGUGAGCAGCAGUGAUCAUCCAUGGGUGUCAAUAAAUGGCUCAAUGUUCAAAUUGAAGAUAGCAGAAUCAGAUAUUGGAAAGCAUAACUGUGUAAUGCUGCGCUCAUCUGGCCUUAAAUCACACAGAUGUGGAUCUUCACAACUGUAUACUUGUAAGCAUAAACUUUGGAAUUAAAGCAAGUGAAUUUGGAGUCUGUUCAGGUAAUUUUAAAUUUCAUAAAACGGAAAUAAUAUUUUGAUUGAAAAAGUUUUAAAAUAAAUUACAUAAUUUGUCCCAAUAAUGAAAAAAGUUUUCAAAAUCAGUUAUUGAAAUGUAAUAUGCACACCACUAAGUACAGAUAUCAUUGCUGUUGUGUCUUGCUUUUCUUACUCAACAUCAUAUUUUUGGCAUUCAGUCUUUCUUAAAGUUUCACAGUAUGCAAGUGUGUUUAUAUGAAAUAUCAGUAAUAGGCAAUCGCAUAGAGACAGAAAGUGGAAUAGUGGUUGCUAAUGCCUAAGGGAAGGUUGGAAUAGAAAGUGACUGUUUAUUGUUAACGGUCUCUUUUUGGGAUGAUGGAAACUUCCUAAAUUUCAGUAGUGAUAGUCAUAACUCUGAAUAUACUAAAAGUAACUGACUUAUGCACAUUAAAUGGAUGAAAUGUAUGCUGUAUACAUGACAUCUUAAUAAAGCUAUUUUUUAAAAACUCCUGGAUUUAUAUUUGGGACUGAAUGUGAUAUCUAAAGUAGUGUUUAAAUAUAAGAUUUCUUUAUAACGCUGACUUUUCUAAUCAAUAUCAUGCUGUGUCCUUCAAUAUAUUAGGUUUUCUUUCAUUUCUAUCAGAUUUGAGGGGAUUGAAGUCAUAUAGAAAUACAGGUAUUUCACAUUCAUACUUUUGUAAAUGGCACUUAUUUUUCAAUUUUCUUUAAUAUGUUUUGUUGCUGUAAAUAGGAAUAUAAUUGACGUCUGCAUGAUGAUUGUACAUCCAGUUACUUCACUAAUUUUAUGUGUUAAAUCUCACAUCAAGUAUAGAUUUUUCUGGGUUUUCCAUUUAAACAGCUGUUUAAUAUACAAAUUGUAAUACUUUUCUUUUUAUUUCCAGGUGCUAUGAAUUUUUUUCUGAUAUAUUUUCACUGGUUAGGGAUUCAUUUCUGAUGUUGAAUAGAAGAAACAAAAAAAGUUCUGUGUAUAUUAUAUGUGUCAUUUUCUGUUUGGAGAAAAUAUAUCAACAUUUUAUUUAUGCUUAUGAAUUUUUUAUUACACCUUUCUCAUAUUAAAGCAGUUUUAUCAUAUUCCUGUUUUUCUAAUAGUUUUUAUCAAUUGAUGUCACAUUUCUAUCAUUUUUUAUCAAUUGAAAUGAUACAUCUUUUCUCUGUAUAAUGUUUAUUAAGUAAAUUACCUUCAUUUCUUUCAAAUGUUAGAAAAGUAUUGUGUUUCUGAAACAAGACCCUAUUUAUCAUACUGCAUUGCCCCUUUAAAAAUAAAUCAGUGCAUAUAUUAUAGUUAGAGUAAGAUUUGUUUCUUCAUCUAGGUUCAAAAGAGAUUCAACUGUGUUUUUACAAACUAUGUACAUGAGAAAUUUUGCUAUCAAAGCUAUACUGGGAAGCUUUCCUCUUUCUCUAUAACCUAGAAGUAUUUGUGUAAGGGUAGUUUUAUUUUUAAACGUUAUUAUUCACUAGUGGUUCCGUCUAACUUAUAAAUUAUGUUUUGUAGGAAAGUUUGUAUAACAAACUCAAUUUCUUUAAUAUGUAGAGUUUACUCUGGUUUUUGUUUCUUUUAUUGUGUUUUGGUAAUUUGUAUUUUCUAGGAAUUUUAUUUUGUAGGAUAUUAAAUGUAUUCCUGAUAGAGUUUAAUAUCUGGUAUCUGUAAAAACGAUAACGGUUUCCCCAUGUUUAAUCUAGAAAUAAAAUGUUGAUAUUUUCUAAAACUCUUUCUAUGGUAGGCUCAUCAAUUUUUAAAAGGUCUUUUCAGUAAAAAUACCUGUGGCCUCGCUGAGCUUCUCUCCCGUAAUUGUGUUCUUGUUAUGAUUUUUUACUGUUUAUUCUUUGUGUUUUUCUACUUUACUUAUAUUUAAUUUCCGUUUUUCUGCUUUUAAUCUCAUUUGAUGAGUUCUCAGAUAAUUCAAUUCUACUUUCAUAUUUUACUCUCUCUAUAUAUAUAUAUUUAAGGCAAUUAGUUUUUCACAAGAGAGAAUUUGCUCUAUUUUCUUUGUAAUUCAUAUUAAAAUGUGACCAUCCAUUGUGAUAAUGUCUUUGGCCCAUAAGUUAUUUAGAAAUGUAUUACUGAGUUAAAAUUAUACAGGUUUCCUAAUUUUUAGUUAUUGACCUCUAUAUUAGAUAAACUGUAUAAAGCAGUUUCUGUGAAGCUGGAAAUAUUCUGCGUUUCUGUGUGAAUGUGGCUAGUGUGAGAUAUUGAUUUUAUUUUCUAUUAAUUAAUUUUAUAUUUGAAUAGUUACAUUUCAAGUGUCCAUUGACCAAUGUAGGCUAGUGAUACUGCAUUGAAAUCAUAGUUUAAUAUUUUUAUAUUAAUAUGCUUGGAAACAUGAGAUUAUAGUGUACUUUUGGAAAAUUUCCAUGUGAACUCAAAAACAGAAGUAUCCUGUUAGUAUAUACUGUCUGUACAAGUGUGUGUGAGUUUGGGCAUAUAGGUGAUAGUUAAUAGUGUAGUUCAAAACCUUUUAAAGAUUCACUGGUGUGGCUGUUUGUGUGACAAGCUGUGAGAGAGAAGUGUUAAAACCUCAUUUUUGAUUGUUAACUUGUUCACUUCUUUCAAUUCUAUGUUGAACUUGCAUUAUCAGAUACAUACACAUUAUUUUUAAAAUAUUAUAAUGAUGUAGUAAAUAAAAUUAUUAUUAUGAAACAUGCAUCUUUAUUUUCAAUAAUGACUUUUUCUCUUAUUUUAUGACUUUACGUUAACAAUAGCAGUUUUCUACUGGUUUGUAUUGCAUGAUAUAUUUUUUCAUCUCUUCAUUUUAAUUUUUCUUU
Cercocebus atys (sooty mangabey) is the source of this 3765-nucleotide messenger RNA. Its product is annotated as NKG2-F type II integral membrane protein-like. Gene Ontology annotation, biological process: positive regulation of natural killer cell mediated cytotoxicity; stimulatory C-type lectin receptor signaling pathway. Lineage: Eukaryota; Metazoa; Chordata; Mammalia; Primates; Cercopithecidae. The record is from RefSeq and is a predicted model, not a curated record.